AUGUUGAAUUUCGCAUCAACAUUCGUCAAUUCGCUCAGAAACAACGAUGUUUUAUCUCCAACACCAAGAAAACGAAACCUGCAACACACCGGCUGCAAAGGCUCAGCACAUGGGCAUGGAAAUUAUAAUCCUGCUGAGUCACCUUCUGAGCCUUGCGCGUUUCAGCGAGUACCAUCAAUUAAAAGAAACUUUAAUUCAAAUGGAAUUUCAUCAGAAAGAGUUUCUGAAUCUGAUUCAAUCGAUUCGAAUCAGAAACCAACUUCAAAAACUAGUCCGUUUCAAAGAACCUCUUCACUAAGAAGUUCCAGAGGUAAAUUAAUUAUAAAGAAGCCUCCAGCGAUUCCUGCAUCACCAAAGCCCAAAACAGCAAGCAUUAGCUCUGAGAAUUACAGUGAGUCAGAUUCAAUAGAUUCUGCUGAUAACAAAACCAAAUGCUCAGAAGAAACAAUAAAAAAGCAAAACAGUGUCAGCUCAAGAUUGUUUAAUAGUGGCACUAAAGCAUCAGAAGCUAAAACCGCUAAAAUGAGACACCUAGAUAUCUUCGAUGUGGAUGAGGCUAGCUGGAUGGGUGGACUGAGAAAAGUUUCUGAAGAAUCCAAUGUGCAAGUGCAGAAAAGGAAGCAAUUUUUGAACGAUGAAGUGGAUAAUUUUUCUCGUUCUCGGUCAGGAUCUUCACGUAAAAAUAGCUUUAGUAGUCCAAAGGUGCCACCAAGGAAUAAUUUGAGAAGAAGCUUCAGAAGGAUUAAAGUGAAGUGCGUGGAAUAUAGUCAAUUGGCUGAAAUGAGUAUGGACAGGAAAUUUGCAGGAUUUUUUAAUAGUAGUGAUAAAAGUGCCUUGAAGGAUUUGGAGGGGUUUUUGAAGAAGGUUGAGGCAGAUGAGGCAAAAUCCGAAGAACAUUUAGAAAAAGAAAAACAAUGGUUGGACGCGGAGAGGAUGUGGCUAAUGCACCGUGGUGGUUUCGCUGCUGCCAGAAAGGAAGAAGGAUCGAAUUCGGAGCCAGGAAAGAUCAGAAUUCGAUUAGAACAGUCUGGAGAUGUUUUGGUGGUGGAUGAAGACGAUAUUGAAAGGGCAAAUCCUCCUCAGUUCGAUCGUGCAGAAGACCUAGCAGCAUUGAGGCACCUAAAUGAAUCCAGCGUCUUGCAUACCCUAAGACAACGAUACGCUACAAACCUGAUCCAUACUUACGCUGGAUCUGGUACCUUAUUGGUAGCCAAUCCCAUGGCACCUUUAGCAAUAUACUCUGAAAAGGUUGUCACCCUAUUCAAAGGCUGUAAAUCUGAAGACAUGCCUCCACACAUCUACUCGAUGGCCCAAUCAGCUUACCAAAAUAUGCUUUCUAGUCGUAGAGAUCAAUCCCUGGUCUUCCUAGGCCGUUCCGGGUCCGGAAAAACUUCAAAUUUCCGCCAUUGUGUUCAAUAUUUAGUUACUGCUGCGGGCACCGUUAACAAUAUCCUUAACCUGGAAAAACUCACUUCGAUGUGGACUGUUUUGGAAAGUUUUGGCAAUUCCAAAACGGUUAUGAAUGCUAAUGCUACGAGGUUUACUCAGAUUUUUAGUAUUGAUUUUGAUCAGAGUGGCUCGAUAGCUAGUGCCAGUAUCCAGACACUCCUAUUAGAAAAAACCAGAAUAGCUAAGAAACUUGAAGGAGAAACCACAUUCCAUAUAAUGCAUAGGCUACUUUGUGGUGUGGAAGGCACUUUACGAAAAGAGCUAUAUUUGGACAGUUUGUCUGGAAAUGAAAAUAAUUUAUUAAUGAACAUGUUGCAGAAACAUGAAGACAAACAAAGAGCCCAACAAGAGUUUAUGAAAACCUGUCUAGCAUUGACUGCUCUAGGAGUAACAGAACAAGAGCAAAAAGUAAUAUUUUCAGUAUUAGCAGCUAUUUUCCAUCUCGGAUGCGCAGGAGCUAUCAAAGCAGGCAAUAGCAACAGAUAUCAGUUCAGCAGUCCACAAAGUGCCCAAAGAGCAGCAUCACUUUUAGGUACAACUUCCGAGGAACUGUCCAGAGUCGUUUUCGGACUGGCUUCUGGUGGAAUGGUGACGCCAAAUCAACCUAGAGCUCCAUUCAGGACACCAUCACCAACUGAUAAGGGUUUGGAGCGGGAAGCUGUUGGCAUUGAAGCUGUAGAAGGAAUCGUUAUGGGGCUGUAUUCGGAAGUUUUCAAUUGUAUAGCCAAUUUGAUCAACAGGUCCAUUGCUGCUAAUACUCACACUACAACGUCUAUUUUGUUGGUUGAUGCACCGGGAUUUCAAAAUCCGGCCACUUGCGGACGGCAAGCUGGUGCUGCGUUUGAAGAUUUGUGCCAUAAUUAUCUUCAGGAGAGGUUGCAGUUGUUGUUCCAUCAUACUAAUUUAGUUGCGCCAAAAGACAGAUACCUCCAGGAAAACAUCGAUUUCACAUACGACGAGAACGAAAACGAAAAUCUGAUCAACCCCACGCCCAUGGUGAACCUUUUGGAUAAAACCGCCCAAAAUAUCGUCAUAAGAACGUCACAAACUGAUCUACAUGACGCUGACAGAAGAGGCCUCCUAUGGCUUUUGGAUGAAGAAUCAAUUUAUCCCGGCGGCAACGACGAUUCCUUUUUGGAAAGACUUUUCACACACUACGGCGAUAGGGAUCACCAACUGCUGUUGAGAAAAGCUCCAGGAAAUAAUCAAUUUAUUUUGCAACAUCUGCAAGGCACCAACCCGGUACUUUAUAGUUCGAAGGGUUGGCUGAAACAGAGCAGAGAGAAUCCGGUUUCUAGGGCUGCCGUGACUAUUCUUCAGGAAAGUAGCAAAGAAGACAUGAGCAAACUUUUUGUAGCAAUAAGAGGCCUUGGUGCGUCUAGUUUCAGCGGUUCAGUGGUAGGUUUGGAUGGUUCCCAAUCUUUAAGGCGAGCAUCCAGCAUCAGAAGAACCUUCACUGGUGGCACUGCAGCAAUUAAAAAGAAGAGCAUUUGUUUACAGACUAAAUUUACAAUUGACGGCUUAGUGGAAACUUUGAGAAGGACUAAACUAAGGUUUGUCCAAUGUAUUCUUCCUCAACACAAUGCGGGCAUGUGUGAGAGUAAUGGAUCUUUGAUUAAUAUCAAAUCUAACCCGUCGGGAAAUCAGGAAGAGGGGCUUUUGAAUAUACCACUUCUUAGAUCUCAGCUUCGUGGUGCUCAAAUCCUAGACGCAGUCAGGCUCUACAAGCAAGGCUAUCCCACCUUCUUACCUUUAGGCGAAUUUAGAAGGAAAUUUGGAAUAUUGGCUGGAGAAAACAAAGUUUCCAGUCCAGUCUUGGACGAAAGAAAAGCUGUGGAAGAUAUGUUAUUGGCCAUCGAUUUAGAAUUGUCCAGUUAUCGAGUUGGUCUAAGUCAGGUUUGUUUUUAUGAAGGCGAAGAUGAUUCCUGGCCUGUGAGAAUAUUACCAGUUACGCAAUUUGCUGAAAACGGUGCUGACGAUGGGUGA
This is a messenger RNA of Ceutorhynchus assimilis (cabbage seed weevil), 3435 nucleotides long. The record is from the annotation of a GenBank genome assembly. NCBI's taxonomy places the organism in Eukaryota, Metazoa, Arthropoda, Insecta, Coleoptera, Curculionidae.